This is a messenger RNA of Branchiostoma belcheri (Belcher's lancelet), 589 nucleotides long. RefSeq lists its product as uncharacterized. NCBI's taxonomy places the organism in Eukaryota, Metazoa, Chordata, Leptocardii, Amphioxiformes, Branchiostomatidae. The transcript has 4 exons. The coding region runs from base 196 to 582 and encodes 128 amino acids. The record is from RefSeq and is a predicted model, not a curated record.
CUUCGAUCUUCUGUCCAUUUGGUCAAUGCAAUUUCUACUCUUUGGCAUCCCCUUCUGAAGUCUGGUAGAGGCUAGAGGAAGUAAAGAAAGUGAAAAUUGUUGAACACAUCCACGCAGUUAGCUAUAUAGUAUCAGAUACUGAGUUGCCGACCUCCGAGAAUCGUAAGAAUAUCAUUCUACUGAUGAACGAGAGAGAUGAUGGACACCGGGGUGCAGAAUAAGCGACCUGGGCGUGUUUCCAUGGCAACCGUGAUGCUGUUCAUGGGUGUAGCACUUUUUAUGAUCCUGCUCCAACCAGCUGGAGGGCAGCCUCAAGAGCGGUCCCUCUUGGCCAUACAAGAAGGAACAGAGGACGGAGCGGAAGAGACAGAAAACACCUUAGGUGAGGCUCGGGUUGACAGAAGGCAUGUCCGAGACGUGCACUACGUGCCACAAUACAUUCCGGCUGGCAUUGACCCAAUCAGAGUUUGUGUGAGAUAUUGCUCAACUAGCCGCUGCCAUGGAUGGUGGUGGAACAGACGUCGUCGCUGCCAUGUGAGACGUUACUGCUGCCAGCACUGGUUUAAUGGCUGGUUGAUCUAACUACAAA